AUGAGUCAAUCCAAAUCUAAUCUUGACGACAUAAAGAGAUUAAAGGAUGUUGUUUUCGAAGAAGCUGGUGGCUACUUAGAUAUAUUGUACAACAAUGCUGGUAUAGCCUAUGGUGGGCCCGCAAUUUGCGGGGAUGAAGCAAAGGUGGACAAAAUUAUUCAAGUUAAUUUGACAGCUUAUAUACACGUCACCAAACACCUUGCUCCAUAUGUCAUCAAUGCCAAAGGUACGAUCCUAUUUACCAGUUCCGUUGCAGCAAGGAUUCCACUCGCCUGGACCAGUUUUUACUGCGCCACAAAAGCUGGUAUUGACGCAUAUGCAUUAUCAUUGCACGGGGAGAUGGAACCAUUUGGUGUAAAAGUUCACAGUGUCAUUACUGGCGGAGUGAAUACCGCAAUUGGUGGUAAUUAUAGGGUUGAGGAGGCCGAGAAAGUAUUUUUUGAACUCACCAUAUCACGUUGA
Molecule: messenger RNA, 462 nt
Organism: Lodderomyces theae
Lineage: Eukaryota; Fungi; Ascomycota; Pichiomycetes; Serinales; Debaryomycetaceae
Exons: 1
Coding region: 1-462 (153 amino acids)
Biological process (GO): phosphatidic acid biosynthetic process; triglyceride catabolic process
Cellular component (GO): lipid droplet; endoplasmic reticulum
Molecular function (GO): acylglycerone-phosphate reductase (NADP+) activity; triacylglycerol lipase activity
Source: RefSeq, a predicted model, not a curated record